AUGGUGCAACCCUUGCUCCCUCUACUCACCCUACUCAUCUGCUACAUUCUCCUUCCUUCCCUUGCCAUCUCCAAUGCCGAUGCCGGACCGAGCAUGCAAUGGUGGUGCAGCCAAACCCCUUACCCAAACUCAUGCACCCACUUCAUGGGCCACUUAGCUCAUGCCAACCAUGUGGAAGAGAGUCACAUCCACCAUGUGUCAAUCAAAGUAGCCCUGGACCAUGCGGUGCAAGCUCGAGCCCGUGCGAUCAGACUUGGGCUCAUGUACCUUGACAAAAAUGAGCAGGCUGCAUGGUCCAAUUGCAUCGAGCUUUAUGAGGCCACGGUGCACCAACUCAAUCUCACGCUCAAACUCCAACCCUUGCAUCCAAAUUCACAUUUUGAUGAAUUCUCAUGGUUGGGUGCGGCACUCACGAAUCUUGACACAUGUCGCACCAGCUUCGCCGAGGUCAAUGUCUCAGGCUCCGGCAUUGAGCCAUUGCUAACCCAUGUCUCUGAGCUUAUAAGCAACUCACUAGCUAUCACAAGGUUAGCAAGGAGGAAUUUACAUGGGCCAGGAAUUAGCCCAAACGAUUCGAUAAGAUCGGGCCGUGUAUCCAGGCUGAGCAAUAGAAAAUUUGGCCCGUGGGCUGACCCAUAUCCCUUCCUACCAGUGGGACAUCAAGAAGAUAGCUAUAACAGAAGGUUGCCGGAUUGGGUGUUGCCUAAGGACAGAAAGCUCCUGGAGGUGUCUGAAAGAGAAGUGAAGGCGGACCUGGUGGUGGCUAAGGAUGGGACAGGAGAUUUUUCGAGCAUCAGCAAAGCGGUCGAUGAGGCUUCCAAGGGAAGUGGGAAUAAGAGGUUUGUGAUCUAUGUCAAGAAGGGUGUUUAUAAGGAGUAUGUGAAUGUUGGGAUGAGGAAUUUGAUGUUGGUGGGGGAUGGCAUUGGGAAGACUGUGAUCACUGGUAGCAGGAGCGCUGGGGGAGGAUCCACCACCUAUAAUUCAGCUACUUUUGCUGUAACAGGUGAGAGAUUCAUAGCUCGUGGAAUUACAUUCCGAAACACUGCAGGUCCAGCAAAGCAUCAGGCAGUGGCAUUGCGCUCGAGCUCUGAUCUUUCUGUCUUCUAUCAAUGCAGCUUUCAAGGAUACCAAGACACACUCUAUGCCCACUCUCUUAGACAAUUCUACAGAGAGUGUAAAAUUUAUGGCACUGUUGAUUUCAUCUUUGGCAAUGCUGCUGUCGUGUUUCAGAAUUGCAACAUCUAUGUGAGGAGGCCUAUGAGCCAACAAAAGAACACAAUUACAGCUCAAGGUCGAACUGAUCCAAACCAAAACACCGGAAUCUCAAUCCAAAAUUGUAGAGUUACAGCUGCAAAAGAUUUAAGGCCUGUGCGAAGCUCGUUCCAGACGUUCCUCGGGAGGCCAUUGAAGGAGUACUCACGGACGGUCUACAUGGAAACUUAUAUGGAUGACUUGAUCUCUCCAGCAGGAUGGCUGGAAUGGAGUGGUGAUUUUGCUCUGGAGACAUUGUUCUAUGGGGAGUUCAGGAACACGGGGCCUGGUUCCAAUACCUCAAAGAGAGUUAAGUGGGGAGGCUACCAUAUUAUAACUGAUCCAUCAACAGCUUUGGAGUUCACUGCAAGAAUUUUGAUAGCAGGAGAAAUGUGGUUGCCAUCCAGUGGUUUACCCUUCAAGUUGGACUUGUGAUUUGGUUCAGGGCAAGCUCUUUGUUCGAAAACCAAACAAUCAAAAUGCAUAUAUCUUGUGAAAAAGGUCUAAUAUCUGUAAAUUUAUAAAGAGGAUUCACUU
Messenger RNA from Elaeis guineensis (African oil palm), 1788 nucleotides. RefSeq names its product pectinesterase-like. The record is from RefSeq and is a predicted model, not a curated record. Gene Ontology annotation, biological process: cell wall modification. Gene Ontology annotation, molecular function: enzyme inhibitor activity; pectinesterase activity. NCBI's taxonomy places the organism in Eukaryota, Viridiplantae, Streptophyta, Magnoliopsida, Arecales, Arecaceae.